AUGGCACUCUACAUGCCAACCGUGUUGACAGGGGCAACCCUCGCCUUUCAACUCUUAGUUGCAGCCGCUGACAGCUUUUGCGGCCUGUCGGGUCAGGACUCCAUUGCACGAGCGAUCCUCGCACCGCUAGACUCGGCGUCCGGACUGCUUCUGGUGUUAGCCCUUCUCCACUACUUCAAGUUUAUCCAUAAUGGUUUCCUCCAUCUCCCGCGCUGGGCCCUGUUGCACACCACAGAAACUAUGAGAGCAGUUCCGAAUCUCGAGUUCCCAAUCCGGACAGACUGGAGGCAGAUUGAGAAGCCAACGAGGAUAGCGCAGAUACGGUGGAGGAUGACUCUUAACGAGGUUUGGGUUGAGGAGCCGACUGACCACGUCGUCAUUCCCAAUACGAGCCUCUUCAUUGUUCCGUAUAUGAGGGCUUGGGUUUCCCCGCGAGCCUCUGCUGCGAACCCGCCACAGCACGAGGUGUUGAUGAGUCGGGAGAAGGCAGGCGAAGCAGCGGCUCAAUCUUUCGCCCGGUUUCUAACCGUCGUAACCUGGAGCUCGAUCAUGUUUGCUAUACACAAUGUCGUCCUCCGCUUCUACAUCGACAAUUAA
Messenger RNA from Aspergillus eucalypticola CBS 122712, 597 nucleotides. RefSeq lists its product as uncharacterized. The coding region runs from base 1 to 597 and encodes 198 amino acids. The transcript is spliced from 2 exons. Lineage: Eukaryota; Fungi; Ascomycota; Eurotiomycetes; Eurotiales; Aspergillaceae. The record is from RefSeq and is a predicted model, not a curated record.